Echinococcus granulosus is the source of this 2478-nucleotide messenger RNA. Its product is annotated as TBC1 domain-containing protein. The transcript is spliced from 10 exons. Lineage: Eukaryota; Metazoa; Platyhelminthes; Cestoda; Cyclophyllidea; Taeniidae. Bases 1 to 2478 code for a protein of 825 amino acids. The record is from RefSeq and is a predicted model, not a curated record. Gene Ontology annotation, cellular component: endoplasmic reticulum.
AUGUGCGAGGUAACGUGUGAAGAGGUCAGCUUUGGCACAAGCAACUCCUCAAUGCUGCUGAUGGAUGAGGACAGUCAGUGGGUCGCGUGUGGGCAAAAGUUCAGUGAAAUUAAUCACUCCUCUCACUCCAAGGGUGAAAAUGAGCAUAUGAGAAAGAAUGACAUUGAGUCUUUUAGCAAUUUGCCGCUGGAAUUAUGUGAUCCCAUGAGGCGCAAAAUUACAUCUUUAAAACCCUCAUUAACACCCGGAGCAGGAACACGGAUUAUGCGACGAAGGAAGAUGAGACAAGACUUCAUGGAGGAGUCGAUCUCGGAGACGGAGGAGGCGUUUCGCCAGUGGCGGGAGGCAAUGCGAGCGAUGGCGCGACUACCGGAGGGCAUCCCCCAACAGUUUCGCCGGCGCAUCUGGCUCCUCCUCGCUACCCACCAGCUCAAUUCGCAGCAUAUCAACUGGCCUCGCCUUGCGCAGACCCUUUUCGCGCCUUGCAGCACCCACACCUCUGAGGUCGAGGAGCGCCUGGGACGACAAAUUGAGAAGGACCUCCACCGUACCGGUUCUGGCGCUAUCGUCACCACUGAGGCUAACCGUACCGCACUCAAACGCGUCCUUACCGCCUACACGCGCUGGAACCGGCGCGUCGGUUACUGCCAGGGCUUUAAUAUCCUCGCCUCUGUCAUCCUCAACGUCAUGGAACUUGACGAGGAGGCAGCUCUCAAGGUCAUGAUAUUCCUCAUCGACUACGUUCUCCCUGAGUCCUACUUCGCGAGAAAUCUCCAGGCCCUUUCCGUGGAUGUUGCGGUUUUUGGGGACCUACUGGCACUUCGUCAGCCCAUGUUGGCAUCGCAUCUGCAGAAAUUGCAACGAGAUGCUGCGUUUGAAGCCCUUAAUUUCACCUCCUCCGCCGCCACUCGACCGUCAUUUGAACCGCCGUUGACGGACCUCUUCGCAAUUCAAUGGUUCGUAACCCUCUUCUCCACGUGCCUUCCGAUGAACACAGUCCUGCGAAUUUGGGACGCCAUCCUGCUGGAGGGCUCCGAAGUAGGACUCAGAGCAGGACUUGUUGUCAUGGAGAUUCUCUCACAAGACUUGAUGAAGUUGCCGUCGGCUGACAAGUUCUACUCUAGCAUGGCCCAGUGGAUGGAGGAGAUCACUGAGGGUGCUGACCGGCCGGGCCUGAAGACGGUGGAGUUUAUCUCUCUUAUGUACAACAUUGCACCAUUGCCAUGGCCUCGCCUUGGUGACUUGCGAAAGCGCUACGCCGCAGCUGCAGACGGUCGGAGAGAGGAGGUGCCGACCGUGCUCUAUGGCGAUGGCUAUGACGAAGAGGCGAAGAAGACCAAGUCCAAGUGGUGGAACAUCAAUGUCAAGCAGGUCGUUGAAGAGUCUGCAAAGUCACCACCAAGAGCGAGUAUCCAGCCCGCAGUAAUACAUCAAGGCGAUGAGGGAAUGGGUACCAAGCCAGGUACGGACUCCGCACUCCCACGCCAGCUACAAACAUCGCCUUCAGCGUCGGAGCAGAACUUCAGCCCACUUCUAAGCGCAGAUGAGUCCUUCACAUUGGAAAUGAGUGAUGCAAACAGUGUUGACGAAAUAUUAAUGGGUUCCGGGUCUAUGAGGCACUUUCCUUUUUUCCUCUUUGACAAAUUCCGACCGCAACGUCGCAAUGAAACUAGAAAACUUCUCGUCAUGUACGAAGACCAAAAAAGGCGAAGAGUGGAAGUGAACUAUGACGCAUACUUGCUUGGGGACGAAGCAUUAAUUACACAAAUUAUUGGCGAUCCCACUCAGGUCGAGAAUCAAAGUUAUGCAGAUUCGCUGCAAGUCACCCACCUUCAGCUUCAACAGCAGCGGUUCGCAUCCCCCCUGGCCAUAAACAACCGACACUACACCCCUCAUGAUCCCAUAGAGAGGACAGACUUGCUACAACGCACCUCCUUCCAAUUUGAUGACAGCUUCCUUCAGACCAUCAACGAGUGGCAGCGGCGCAACGCAGCCGCUCUUGCUAGCGCGGGCUCUGAAGACAGUGACUCAGAUAUAUCCGACACUCCCGAUCUCCUCUCCCAUUCGGUCUUCCCUUUCGAGGCCUCUCUGAUUCCCAGACCGCAACGAACCCUCCUCUCCAUCGUUGCACAAAGGAGGAUAGCUGAGCUCGCCUCUCCCAACACCAAUGAAAUGAAAUCCUCCACCCAUUCACCUCCAUUGUCGCUGAGUAGAUCCUCGGUUUUGGCCAAAACCAUAAUACGUGAUCGUACCAGACCGAAGGAGAGUUUCGCUGUGAGUCGUGGAGCCGUAAAGCCUGUGCAACAGAGCGGUGUCUUGCCAGCCUCGCGAUCGCCCUCGUCGGUAUCGAUGCCGUCACACGAGGCGCGAGCAUCGGCGCCGACGCAGACGGGAGAGUCACCCGCCCCACCGUGGGCCGCCGCGAUGGCUGCCAUCGCCGUCGUCCCACGCCCAUUCGACAAACGCGACGCCAUCUAA